CCUACUCUCCGACAAUUGCUCUCUUCGCGCCACCUCCGCCGCCUCCGACACCGGCGCGCUUCUCCACCUCAAGUCACCCGCUCCACCUCGGUGUCUUGUUCCAUGGCUCUCCAACCUCCACCCGACGACGGCUCCAGCGUAAGCUCGGUAGCCUCGUCGCGCGGCGGGUCGGGCUCCGGCCCGUCCUCGAUUACCGUCCCGAGCACAGGCCCCGAGUUCUUCGAGUAUCGCCGCGCCUGCUUCCUCGCCGGCGCACCGCUUCCCGUCGUGUCCUCGUCCUCACCCGCCUCCCUGCCCAACUCCGGCGCCGCCUCGACUUCUGCCGUUCCCCCUCCACGAGCCAGCUACAACCCGCCACCAACAUACACUCUCCCCCCGCCACCAGCGCCCGCCCCCUCCGUGCCCUACGCCCCCUCCUCUAGUAGCGCCGUUGGGCGCCUUGAAGCGCUUCUUGCCAACUUCAACACGCCAUCGGACGACAUGCACGAUCCCGCGGCUGUCGCUUGGCAUGGGGGCGUCAGCAGCGUGCACCGCAGCCUCACGGGAUCUAAGCGGCUGUCGAAGGGUCUGAGGCUCGGGCUCGUCAUCCGUAUCCUGCGCGCCGGGUGGAUCAAGGACGGGACAUGGCCAUGCGAAGACGGAGUGCCCGUCGACCCGCCGAGCAGCCCCGAACUGGGCCCGGUCAAGGAGAUCAGAUAUCCGCCACCACACGAAAACCGGCGUCCACGUAAAGUUGACGAGAGCACCAUUCGCGGACCGCAGCGGCCCGUCGUCCAUGACGCUGUUAGCUCGGCUAUCUGUCUAAGCCCACCAAAGGAGAAGAGCACUUUGGGCAGCCGCUUGGCGGCGCUCACUUCGUCAUUUCUGAAUGGGAGCAGCUCGGGAAGCCCGGCGUCGGGCUCUGGGUGGAGCAUUGGACCUAGCUCGGCCGUUCUCGUGGGUACGGACUAGUCCAUGCCCGCCUCACCUCUCCUUUUCGAGACCUCACCCCCGCGGCGAGUUGCGCCCAUGCCUGGGCGGCGUAGACUUGAGCGAGUGUAGAAUAAUUACACCAUAUACAUGUCUAGGGUGCGACGUGGCUAUUGUAUGUCUUUCAGCAGCUUGGUAAACGCAAUGAGGUACUCCUCUGCUAUUGACGAAAAGUAAAACU
Messenger RNA from Cutaneotrichosporon oleaginosum, 1150 nucleotides. RefSeq lists its product as uncharacterized. The record is from RefSeq and is a predicted model, not a curated record. NCBI's taxonomy places the organism in Eukaryota, Fungi, Basidiomycota, Tremellomycetes, Trichosporonales, Trichosporonaceae.